AUGAACACAACAGCAAAUGGAUCAAGUUCCUGGAGCUGCUCCAGUCUGAUAAAUCAAGAAGCACGAAAAGUUGGAGCAACAGUUGCUUAUAGUUUAAUCCUCGUAGUCUCGCUUGUUGGAAAUCCUCUCAUCGUAUUAAUUGUUUACAAAACACCAACUUUGAGAAAACCGAUAAAUAUGUUGAUCGCAAAUAUGGCCAUGUCCGACCUGCUCUAUCCAAUGUUCCUGUCCCCUGUUGAGCUGGCAAAGUCGCACGUUGGUUCGUGGCUUAUCGGUAGUACCCUUGGUGAGGCCUUAUGUAAGAUGCAUUCUUUUCUUGCAGGCGUUUCCAUGUUGGUGUCGGUUCAAAGUCUGGUUCUACUGACAGUGGAUCGAUUUAGAGCUGUUGUACUUCCACUUCGUCUCCGCCUCAUCAGUCAUCAUGUCUCUAUUUGA
Messenger RNA from Porites lobata, 435 nucleotides. Lineage: Eukaryota; Metazoa; Cnidaria; Anthozoa; Scleractinia; Poritidae. The record is from the annotation of a GenBank genome assembly.